UUAGCCGAUAUUCACACCGAAGUUUCCUCAAACCACAAACUACAAUCACAUUCACGUCAACUAACUGCGUGUCGUUUAGAGCAGUAACCUGAAAAGAUUUGCGUUAGAUCUGUGUGUGGGGCAAAUCCUCUUGUCAAAUUUGCUCCAGAAUUGAAGCCCUUUUCGUAUUAUUGAUUAAUUGCCGAGAACUGAGAUUCGAGCAGCCGACGUGAUGGAUAAAUCAAGUUCGUGGGCGCACGCGCUGGGGCAUAUAUCUCCUUACGCAUAUUCUGCUGUGGGCAUUGGCAUUGCCAUUGGGAUUUCUGUAUUGGGUGCUGCCUGGGGCAUAUAUAUAACGGGGAGCAGUCUUAUUGGGGCCGCUAUUAAAGAACCUCGAAUUACAUCUAAGAAUCUGAUUAGUGUAAUCUUCUGUGAAGCUGUGGCCAUAUACGGAGUUAUUGUGGCUAUUAUUCUACAGACAAAGCUAGAGAGUGUUCCGUCUGCAAAUACAUUUAAUGCAGAGUCUAUGAGAGCAGGGUUUGCUAUAUUUGCAUCUGGCAUCAUUGUGGGUUUUGCCAAUCUAGUUUGUGGAGUUUGUGUUGGCAUAAUUGGAAGUAGCUGUGCACUUGCAGAUGCCCAAAAUUCUUCACUCUUUGUGAAAAUUUUAGUAAUUGAAAUUUUUGGAAGUGCACUUGGGCUGUUUGGCGUAAUUGUUGGAAUCAUUAUGUCGGCUCAAGCAGCGUUCCCAACAAAGGUUCAAUAGGAGGCAUAAUUUUACAACAAUUUCUGCCGUGAAAGUCUUCUUGGAGGGCAUUGUUUUUCAUGCACCAUGUUUUUACAUUGCAUUACAGUAGAUAAGUAUGUACUGAAAUGAGUUGAUUAUCUCUCAUUUAUGUGCACAAUCAUGGCAAUCAUAAUAUUUUAAUUUUAUCAGUCGCCAGCCCCUAACUUCCCAUUAAGAAGUUAAGCAUAUGAAUCUAGCAUUCUUGUGUAUUUGCUAGUAUAUAUCCAAAAUUUGGUUCAUUUGGUGAUGUCUACUCACGUCUAUAUUCCAGAUUAAUACAUCUGAUUUCCCUUU
Cryptomeria japonica (Japanese cedar) is the source of this 1057-nucleotide messenger RNA. RefSeq names its product V-type proton ATPase subunit c''2. Gene Ontology annotation, molecular function: proton-transporting ATPase activity, rotational mechanism. Gene Ontology annotation, cellular component: proton-transporting V-type ATPase, V0 domain. The record is from RefSeq and is a predicted model, not a curated record. The coding region runs from base 212 to 742 and encodes 176 amino acids. The transcript is spliced from 4 exons. Gene Ontology annotation, biological process: proton transmembrane transport. NCBI's taxonomy places the organism in Eukaryota, Viridiplantae, Streptophyta, Pinopsida, Cupressales, Cupressaceae.